AUGGAUAUGUCAUUCCCUAUCUUAUAUCGCCUCUCGCCACGUGUCAUUUCUGAAGAAGCUAUGGAUGAUGAAUCUAGAAGCAUCAGUUCCAAUGAGAGCUUCGGGUCAGGAAGCCACGUCAGCAGUAAAAAGGGAGGCAUCGUUAUCAAGAAUCGUUUCAAGGGAAAGGCAUCCGCCGCCAGCGUGGCCAUCCCCUCCUUCGGCGACUGGCAGAACAAACCCUCCGUCACUCCCGCUACCGCUCCUGGAAAGGGCCGCGCAGGCGCGCCAAACGGGAAGGUUUAUGACGGGGAUGAGGAUGGCGGUUACACUGAAGUAUUCAAAAAAAGGGCCGACGGGCGAGCAGCAGCCGGAUCUGCCAUGUCUCCUCAGUCCACCCUGGGGUAUCAAGCGUCAGGGGCUAACCAACAGUCGUCUGGAGGUGACUCGGGAAGGGGACGGGUACAGUAUGCGCAGGGGAUGCAGUACGGUGAGAGGCCUCUGCAGUCCGGUGAGAGGCCUCAGCAGUACGGUGAGAGGCCUCAGCAGUAUGGUGUGCGAGCGCAACAGUCAGGGAUCAGCCGGCAGUCGUCAGGAGCGAGCCAGCAGCAGUCAGGGAUCAGUCGUCAGUUGUCUCGUGAUAGCCUGCUGUCGUCAGGGUCGAAUCGGCAAGUGUACGGAAUUGACCAGCAGCCAUCAGGACUCAGCCAGCAGCCGUCAGGAUUCAACCAGCAGCUAUCAGGAUUCAACCAGCAGCCGUCAGGAUUCAACCAGCAGCCGUCAGGAUUCAACCAGCAGCCAUCAGGACUCAACCAGCAGCCUGACAGCAGCACCACUGACGAUGAUGCACCUGCUGUCUCGGGAAGCAGCGUUGGGGACAACUUUAUCAAUGACUCGGUUAUUGAUAAGACUGUUACCAGUUACACAGUUACCAAUGACACUGUUACCGGUUCCAAUGUUACCGAUAAUACGGUUACCAUUCACAAUGUUCCCAGCAACACGGUUGCAGACUUGGAGGUUAAGGAGGGGAGGGGGAAGGAAGGGGAGGAGAUUGGGUGGAUGAAAGGGGAGGAAGCUGAGGAGGGUGAGAAAGAGGGGGAAAGUAAGAAGGAUGAAGCCAAGGAGGCGGAGGAGGAGGGAGAGGAAGAUGAAGAGGAGGAAGAUGAGGAGCAGUGGAAAGCACAGGUGCUCAGGAUGGCCGCAGCGAUGAGUGUUGGAGAGGGAGGGGGAGGGGGGGGAGAGGGAGGAGAAGCACCAGCAGCACCGGCAGCACUGGCACUUGAGAAUUCAACUGACGCAGCAGUGGGGCCUGGUCCCGGGUUCUAUGGGGCACCUGAUGAGGCACCUGACGCAGCAGUGGGACCUGGUCUCGGGUUCUAUGGGGCACUUGAGAAAAAGCCUGGUGCAGUGAGCGGGAGGAACGAGGGAUGGGCUUACCAUCAGGGUCUGGGGCGUGUGGCGGAUUGCCUGCUGCUGAUAAUGGGUUCUGUGAGGUUUCAAGCGCUUUCCUGGUGCCCCUGCUUUGGGGGGUGUUCCUGCUUUGGGGGGUGUUCCUGCUUUGGGGGGUGCCCCUGCUUUGGGGGGUGCCCCUGCUUUGGGGGGCGCCCCUGCUUUGGGGGGCGCCCCUGCUUUGGGGGUGCCCCUGCUUUGGGGGGUUCAAAUUUGUUGGGGGGUGGCCCUCUUUUGGGAAGUUCGCCUCUGAUGGGGGGUGCUCCUUCCUUUCCGGCUUUCGGCCCUGGUGCUGGUUUUGGUGGGGGGAAUGGUUUUGGUGCUGGAGCUGGUUUUGGUGCUGGAGCUGGUUUUGGUGCUGGAGCUGGUUUUGGUGCUGGUGCUGGUUUUGGUGCUGGAGCUGGUUUUGGUGCUGGUGCUGGUUUUGGUGCUGGUGCUGGUUUUGGUGCUGGUGGUGGCUUAGCCAGGGGUGCUGCCUCUCACACACCCGGAUCAAACGCUUUCGCCUCUGCAGCUCUGAACAUCGCUGCAGCAGCAGCAGGUCGACCCCCCCCGAAACACACUCCUCACCUUGCCACCCUCCCGCCUGCCUCUGCUGCCGAUGCUGCUGCUGAUGCUUCCGCGGCUGCGGCUGCUGCCGCUGCUUUCGCUGGUGCAAAACCCGGUCGGAGGGAUGGUGUGGCAAAUGGUGGCGGGUACGGUGGAAAUGGUGUUGGGUACGGUGGAAAUGGUGGUGGGUACGGUGGAAAUGGUUGGGUGCACGAGGGAGUGGCAGCAGCAACAGCAGGAGGGGCAGGAGCAGGAGGAGCAGCAGGAGGGGCAGCAGUGCCUGCAGCAGGGCAUGGUCAAGAAAAAAAGGUAAGAUAUCAUGUUGGAUAA
Molecule: messenger RNA, 2307 nt
Organism: Closterium sp. Yama58-4
Lineage: Eukaryota; Viridiplantae; Streptophyta; Zygnematophyceae; Desmidiales; Closteriaceae
Source: the annotation of a GenBank genome assembly